AUCUAGUCAACACUAAGACUCGAGGCGGCCUGAGGGAGGGAGUCAACCCUCUUCUAGCGUCAAAUAAAUAUAUGUUGUUCUACCUACAGAGAUAUCUAUUCAUCCCUAUGGCCAAACUGGUACUCAAAUUCUUGACAAUUGUAAUAUUAUUUCAGGCUGGAAAUGGCGACAUGCUUCGGCCGGUCAAUAAUAUCACCUUAGGGUCAAGGCUCUACCCUCAAAACAAUCCUUAUUGGGUUUCCCCUUCGGGCAUAUUUGCAUUUGGUUUCUACGAGAAAGGUGAUGGAUUUGCAGUUGGCAUAUGGCUGCAGACUGAACGCAUUGUUACAUGGACUGCAAAUAGAGAUGAUCCACCUAUCUCUUCAAACGCCUAUCUGGAGUUGACUGGCGAAGGCAAGCUUCUUGUUUGGACAAAAGACAGUGCCUAUGGAUUCAUCCCAAUUGUUUACUACUUGCGAGCACCUGCAACUUCAGCUUCAUUGCUUGAUUCUGGGAACUUUGUUCUCUCUGAUGGUGAUAAUGUCAUAUGGAAUAGCUUUGACUACCCAACAGACACCCUAUUAGCGGGUCAAAACCUUCAGUUGGGCGAGAGCCUAAUCUCUAGUGUAUCAGUGAGAGAUAGAUCAAGUGGAAGGUUUAAACUUGUUCUCCAGCACGAUGGUAAACUGGCGGCGUAUCCAGUGAACGGUACAGGAGCGCCUGAUGAGGCUUACUGGUCAUACGACGCUGGACUUGAAUUUGAUGGUUUGUCUCUAGUUGACAGCAUAGCGCAGGGCUUGAAUGUUUCUGAAAGUAGCAAAACAAUGAUUUACCGAGCAACCCUUGAUGCUGAUGGCAAUUUCAGGCUGUAUGCGCACAGAUUAAGUAACUCAAGCAUGAUGAUCCUAUGGUCGGCAUUGACGCAAUUUGAUCCCUGUAAAGUAAAAGGAUUUUGUGGCCUUAACAGCUAUUGCUCAUCUAAUGUCGGCAAAGGCAACGCUACCUGUAGCUGCUUUCCUGGCUUUAUCUACCGUGAUCCGGAUCCUGAUAAGAAAUUCCUGGGAUGCUACAGAAACUUCAGUUAUGAAAGAAUAUGUGGAAUUAGGAAAGAUGAUUCAUUGUCCAACAAAUAUUACUUAAUCCCGAUAAAAAACAUGGAAAUCGGGGGCGAUCCAUAUGUUAGUAUUCCAAUGGUUCAGGGGGACUGUUGCAAGUCUUGCAUAAGUGAUUGCAAUUGCUGGGCUGUUCUACACGCAAGUGGUAAUUGCAGCAAGUACAAGCCUCCUCUCCUGUAUGCAACCCAAGAUCAGAACCAUUCAGGGGUAGCUUUCAUCAAGCAGAGUCACAACAGUUUCCAAUCUGCAGAGCCAAAAGGUAAACACAGGAGGAGAAUGGUUCAAAUUCUUGCACCUCCAUUUGGCUUCCUAUCAUUUAUAUUUACUCUGCUUGCAGUCUUGAGCUACUCAAUGUACAGAAGGAGAGCUGUUAAAUACCAGAAGCUCUUAAAAAUGGAAAACUUCGGCCUAAAUAAGGAGUUUACUCUUCGGUCAUUCUCCUAUAAUGAGCUCGAGAAAGCUACAAAUGGAUUCAAAGAGGAGAUAGGGUGCACUUCCUAUGGGAAGAUUUAUGGAGGAAUCAUAUCUCAAGGCGAUAGAAUUGUUGCUGUAAAGAGACUAGAAAAAGUUGACGACGAAGGAGAGAGGGAAUUCAUAGCUGAAAUGGCUGCUAUGGGGCGAAUUCAUCACAAGAAUGUUGUUCAACUAGUGGGCUUCUGCUUGGAGGGUGCUAAAAAGCUCCUUGUAUAUGACUUUACGAAAACCAGAUCACUGGCAGAAUGUCUCUCUGAUGUCGAAAAAAGACCCUUUUGGAACCAAAGAAUGAAACUUGCAUUCGACAUAGCUCAAGGGAUUCUUUAUUUGCACCAGGAAUGUGAUACACAUAUCAUCCACUGCAAUAUUAGGCCGGAAAAUAUACUAGUGGGUGACAAUUGGACAGCUAAAAUAGCUAAUUUCAGUUCUGCAAAGCUUCUAAUUCCAUAUCAAAAGCAAACUCUGGCCUUGGAGAGACAGAGAAGAGGAUACUCGGCGCCAGAAUGGCAGAAGAAAGCCUCUGCAUCAGAGAAGGUAGAUGUUUAUAGCUAUGGAGUUGUGCUGUUGGAAAUAAUUUGUUGCAACACUACUGAGGAAAUUAAUGUUCAAAGCCCAGAUAAUGACUUUUCUACUAGGGUGUACAAUUAUUUUAUGGGCAAACAAUUGAGAAAGCUCAUUGGAGAUGAAGAGGUAGAUAUGGACUCACUGGAGAGAAUGGUUAAGGUUGGAUUGUGUUGCAUUCAUCAUGAUCCUGAUCUGAGGCCAUCCAUGAAAAAUGUGAUUCUGAUGUUAGAAGGUGCCAUUGAUACACCAGCUCCCCUUUGUCCAAUCUAGUGGUAGGUAGCUUGUAUUGCAGACUAGACCAAGAUUUUUUUUUCCUUUUUCCUUAUGUUUUUUUCAAUGUCUUUACGCCUUUUUUUUUUUGCCAACGUCUUUAUGUAAAAUUGCAUAUAAUUUACCUUAGUAAAAGUUUCCUGUUAUAUGUGAAUGUAAGCAAGUUGUAAUAGUCCACAAAGUUUAAAUUUAUGAAGAUUACUUUCUUUCAUUAUUAA
Molecule: messenger RNA, 2620 nt
Organism: Coffea arabica (coffee)
Lineage: Eukaryota; Viridiplantae; Streptophyta; Magnoliopsida; Gentianales; Rubiaceae
Product: G-type lectin S-receptor-like serine/threonine-protein kinase LECRK1
Biological process (GO): protein phosphorylation
Molecular function (GO): ATP binding; protein serine/threonine kinase activity
Source: RefSeq, a predicted model, not a curated record